AUGAGAGACGGAUCGCAUCCCACAUCUGCACUGGAAGAGCAGGGCGAUGUCGAGGCUCAAGAAGGUCGCGCGGAUACGGAUACGGAUGCGGAUGCGGAUGCGGAUGCGCAUGCUCUCCCUUCUUCCACCUUCGCAUCCGCAUCCAAGCAUCAUCACAAGCAUAACGACCACCACACGCAGCAUGACGAUGACGAUGAUGAUGGUGAUGAGGAGGAGGAGGCAUCAGAAACAGGGGUCAGUCUCUGCUUCUUCUUAUUCUUCUUCUGAUGCGACUCUGACAUGUGGCAAGCUGACAUGUCGGAAGCAUAGCAUACUUACACCAACCCUUGUCCCUCCCUCCCCCUUUGAACUUAACAUCACAAUCAUAGCCCUCGCUCUGGCACUUGUAUUCCCUCAACCUGCGCAAUGCUCAUCUACCCCUCCCCCUCAACCCCCACGCUUCCGAAGCAGGUCCAAGUCGACCCGCAUCCGGACCCGAUGCAAGCCUAUCCCGCACCCCGACAUCGCAUCCACAGCAGCAAAAUCCAUCAUCUGCAAGAUGUGCAAGGAUCAGAUCCAAGUCCAGCGCUUCUACAGUGCGAGCUGCUAGUGGAGAGCGAGGCAAGGGGGAUGGGCGGAUGAGAGGAGAUGAGGAUGAGGAUGAGGAUGAGAAUGAGGAUUUUGAAGGAGUUGCUGGAGCUCAGGAGAAAUCCAUGGUCCGUGCCUGCCUCCACCGUAAGGAGCGGGAGCGGGAGCACGAGUCGUCGUCGGCGUCGUCGUCAACAUGCGAUGCAUCGCAGCAGCAGCAGCAGCAGCAGCAGCAGCAGCAGCAGCAGCAACAACAACAACAACAACGAGAUGCUCCACUCAGCGCACAUCUGCUCGAUGCGCAGCUGAUCCUUCUCGGCGUGCAAGUAUGGAAGGAGAAGAGUGGCGAGUGGAAGCUGUCGGAUGUGGAGCUGGAUGUUUCGAAGGAGAAGGUGCAUCAUAGUUGGAGCGCUGUACCUCUGCAACACGUCGCGCUGGAUGCGAGGGGCAGGGAAUGUCCCUUGAGGCUCAAAUGCCUAUUGAGACGGCCCGUCGCCGGUGGGAGAGAUGAGCUUCUGCUGCGUAAGCGCGAGGGCCAGGGGGAGGGGGAGGAGGAGCAGGAGGAUGUGCGAGAGCAGCGGAGCGAUGAGCACGAGUGGACUUGCGCUUGGGAAGCCGACGUGAUCUGCAGGGAUUUGAUAAGGGUGGAUUUGCAACUUGAUGUGAGUGAGGAGACGUGGUAGAAAUGAGGGGGAAUCUGCCGAGAAACGUAAAGAGAGAGGGAGAGUGAGAGCCGCUGAUAUCCAAUUAUUGGCGCACCCCGCUUUCGCGCAUACGAUUCUCCCCUCCGCGCACAUAGAAGUUGACGGGGAGCCAAAACGAUUUCGUGUUGGGUUUCAAAUCCGAAUCGGAUGUGAAAGAAGUCUUUUACAGAGUAGACUUGCCCAGCAGCAGCAGCAGCAGCAGAACUUGCGUCUCGAGUUCGCAUUCGCACGCACGCACGGAUUCGGGCGCUCUGGCCAUAUCCAGCGCGCAGGGAGUGCACGCUGUUAAGGCACCGAAGAGGCAAGAAGGUCAUUCCAGACCCAAAGCGACGCGCGCUACUUCUGACGUGUUCAAGAGGAGCUUGAGAGAGACGCGCAUGGUUGCUGGCUACGAGAUGGAGGAGCUUGAGAAAGUGCUGGCGGUCAGACGAGAGAGGGUGCGAGAAGGAGAAGAAUUGAUCAGGUUGAUGAGAUGGACGGAUGAGUUGCUGCUAGACGGAGGCGUUGUGGGCAUGCUUGUGAGUCGAUGGGGGGAGGGCCAACUUUACGCAAUGAUGCGUGCAUUGGCACCAAAGGCGUGGAGAUGUAAGCUGAGCCUGAAUUCAAAUGCGCAUUAGGAUCUCAAAAAGGCCAGCUUGAAGGAAGCGCUCAGAGGUCUUCGAGCGGACAAGGAGCGAGGAAAAGAGCAAGUGAAAAGAGGUGAGCUGAAUUGCGUUUCGACGAGGUUCUGUCCUUUGCGUCCAGCGCUGCGCAUGGACUGAGAAGCGAUACGGUAUGGCAGCGCGUGCGACGCUCUUGGAGAGGAGACAGGCAUUGAGUAGGAGAAGAGCUAGAUUGGAAACUGCACGAAGAGCCAGCGCGGCGGAAGAGCGCGCGCUGAGGCGUACCGGGGAUGAAAUUGAGACUUUAAAGUGAGCGGCGAUCUGCAUCCCGAAACGCGCGCGCGGAACGUGUCCCGUUGGCACUGAUCACCGCUUCCCGUAUCUCGAUCAUCGGGGCGCCCAGGAGGACAAAGGAAGAGCAAAAGGGGGCUCUGUACGAUCGACGAGCCUCACUGCUUCGUUCGCUCGAGAUCAUCUAUCCUAUCGAUCUUCUCUCCGCUUGCGAUCUGCUCUUCAGCAUCUGUCGUAUACCUCUAUCCAACGAUGCAGCUCUCGAAAGCUCUUCCAGCGCCAAGACCACAAAAGAACAGCAGCUGCAGGACGACGAUACUUGUUCCUCCGCUUUGGGCCACGUGGCUCAACUCGUCAUUCUCUUGGCACACUACUUGAACGUUCCAAACCAUUAUGUCAUCGCUACGGCUGGCAGUAGAGCCGUCAUCAAGGAUCCUAUAAGCGUCAUGACGGGUCCCAGAACGUGAGUUGUGCGCAGGUGCAGCCUGCCCCUUCUUGAGCACCACGAUCUGCGGAGGGGUAAAUGGUGUCGAGGACACACAUUUGGCAGAUGUGACCGAAAGAUCUCGGCCGCUCAGCUUUGCCGCUGUACAAAUGUUCCAGCUCGCACUUUGUCUUGGAGCUCAACCUUGCCUUUUUUCCUCUGUGGCCCCAAACCCCCUUUUGCCGCCUCAGCUUCCCGCUCUAUGCAAAAGGAGUGGAGCAUUACAGGUACGAAUAUGCCGUCUUUCUACUCAACAAGGACGUAGAGCAAGUGAGUGCGGCGCAGCGCAGGUAAACGCAUCUCGACUUCGACUCGGAUUGCAUAUCUAAUGUUUUGCCUUUAUAUUUUGCUUUGCCUUGCUUCCAAACACGCCCCCCCCUCUUUUUUUCCCACCACUCUUGUCUGCUGACGCUAUCAUCGGUUCAGCUGAUGAAUUUGAACAAGAUCACCGUGCUCGAUAUUCGACAUACGCUUGCUAAUCUCAAGAAUCUUUUGGUCACGCUCACGGCGCAGAGGAGUCGGCCUGUGCGCGUGAGUUUAUGCGCCUCGCCUUCGUUGCUUGUCGCCGUGUCUCUUGUCAGGCAUCAGACGUCGUGUUUGUGCGGGACCUUACAAGAGGAAUUGCGUCUCUAUCCGCACUCGCACCCAUCGCUCACACGCGCCCCGUCCCCGCGCCUUUCAGUCGCACAACGCCUCCAAAUCGCUUCGGUGA
Molecule: messenger RNA, 3360 nt
Organism: Ceraceosorus bombacis
Lineage: Eukaryota; Fungi; Basidiomycota; Exobasidiomycetes; Ceraceosorales; Ceraceosoraceae
Source: the annotation of a GenBank genome assembly